AUGCAGCGUGUACCUCCGAAGAAGAAGCUAGAGAAGAAGGCGGAGAAGCAGCUCUUUGACGCUGCGGCCUUCGUGAAGGACCUGCUGGCGGGCGGGGUGGCGGCGGCCGUGUCCAAGACGACCGUGGCGCCCAUCGAGCGGGUAAAGCUGCUGCUGCAGGUGCAGGCGUCGUCCAAGCAGAUCAGCCCCGAGGCCCAGUACAAAGGCCUCGUGGACUGCCUGAUGCGGAUUCCCCGUGAGCAGGGUUUCUUCAGUUAUUGGCGUGGCAAUUUGGCAAAUGUUAUCCGGUAUUUUCCAACACAAGCUCUAAACUUUGCUUUCAAAGACAAAUACAAACAACUGUUUAUGUCUGGAGUUAAUAAAGAAAAACAGUUCUGGAGGUGGUUUUUGGCAAACCUGGCUUCUGGUGGAGCUGCUGGGGCAACAUCCUUAUGUGUAGUAUAUCCGUUAGAUUUUGCCCGAACCCGAUUAGGUGUUGAUAUUGGAAAAGGUCCUGAAGAGCGACAAUUCAAGGGUUUAGGUGACUGUAUUAUGAAAAUAGCAAAAUCAGAUGGAAUUGUUGGUUUAUACCAAGGGUUUGGUGUUUCAGUUCAGGGCAUCAUUGUGUACCGAGCCUCUUAUUUUGGAGCUUAUGACACAGUUAAGGGCUUAUUACCAAAACCAAAGGAAACUCCUUUUCUUGUCUCCUUUUUCAUUGCUCAAGUUGUGACUACAUGCUCUGGAAUACUCUCUUAUCCCUUUGACACAGUUAGAAGACGUAUGAUGAUGCAGAGUGGUGAGGCUGAACGGCAAUAUAAAGGAACUUUAGACUGCUUUGUGAAGAUAUACCAGCACGAGGGAAUUGGCGCAUUUUUUCGUGGUGCCUUCUCCAAUAUCCUUCGUGGUACAGGGGGUGCUUUGGUGUUGGUAUUAUAUGAUAAAAUUAAAGACCUCCUUAAUAUUGAUAUUGGAGGUAGUUCAUCAGGAGAUUAA
This is a messenger RNA of Eubalaena glacialis (North Atlantic right whale), 972 nucleotides long. It is a transcript of the gene SLC25A31, whose product is annotated as solute carrier family 25 member 31. Gene Ontology annotation, cellular component: mitochondrial inner membrane. The coding region runs from base 1 to 972 and encodes 323 amino acids. The transcript has 6 exons. Gene Ontology annotation, biological process: mitochondrial ATP transmembrane transport; mitochondrial ADP transmembrane transport. NCBI's taxonomy places the organism in Eukaryota, Metazoa, Chordata, Mammalia, Artiodactyla, Balaenidae. The record is from RefSeq and is a predicted model, not a curated record. Gene Ontology annotation, molecular function: ATP:ADP antiporter activity.